Molecule: messenger RNA, 4423 nt
Organism: Gadus morhua (Atlantic cod)
Lineage: Eukaryota; Metazoa; Chordata; Actinopteri; Gadiformes; Gadidae
Gene: gmip
Product: GEM interacting protein
Exons: 22
Coding region: 192-3503 (1103 amino acids)
Biological process (GO): negative regulation of GTPase activity; signal transduction; activation of GTPase activity
Cellular component (GO): plasma membrane
Molecular function (GO): GTPase activator activity
Source: RefSeq, a predicted model, not a curated record
UACUCGCUCUACACUUCCUCUAUCUAGUGGUGAAAACAUAUUGGCCAACCUUCAGUCCCUUAGAGGAAGUUACUAUCGAGAGCAGCAAAAAUAGAGAUUAGCAACCAAGCAGGGGGUUGCAAACUCCGCCAUAGCCUUCGACCAGUCGGUUAAGUGUGUCGGCUGGUGGGGAGAUUCUUGAUGGUGUAGACAUGGAAGAAGAAACAAUCGUGGAAGAGGAAGGAUCAACCAAAAAGUCAGAAACACUAAAGGUAGCUUUUAAUUCGCCUCCCAAGCGCUACAGCGAGAUCUUCAGGGAAUUUGAUAGCCUCGACCUCAGCCUGGCUAUUUCUUCAGAGGAGCUGGAACCUGACUCCCAAUCCAUCCCCGAAUCCAUCUCUACAGAAAGAACCGAAUCCAUGGAGCAGGACAGCGUGUCUCCUUGUGAAGAUACAUGUCCCAUAGAGAUCUGCAUUGAUCCCACAGAUAUCGAGAACCAAUCAGCUGGGGGCGGUGCGGGGCCCGGGGGAGAGCCCGCAGUGAUGGAGAUGUCGUCCCUCUCAGCCCAGGACGCUGACCUGGCCCUGUGCCGCAGCGAGGGGGGCGUGGAGAUGGCCCUGCAGUACACCAAGGCGUGGUGCCGCUACGCCAAGGACCUCCUGGCCUGGAUGGAGAAGCGGAUCGGCCUGGAGCAAGAAUUUGCCAAAAACGUAAUAAAGACCGCAGAGGGCGCGCGCUCCUGUGUGACUCAACAGGAGAUGAUGCCCAUGCAGUACAUCUACACCAUGGCCCUGGAGCAAGACAUAAAGAACAGCCUGGCCUCCAAACAGACCUCAGAACUCAUACUUCAGCGCUGUUACCAAGCCUUGGCUGCUAAAAAGAAUGAGAUUGACAAAUGGCGCAGGGAGUUUAAGGAGCAGUGGGCCAAGGAGCAGAAGAGGAUGAACGAGGCGGUGACGGCGUUGAAGAAGGCGCGGCAGCAGUACCUACAGCGCUGUGAGGAGCUGGAGAAGGCCAAGGCCGGCUCGGCCAAGGCCAGCGAUGACACCUCUGGCUACAAGACCCUGGACAAGAGGCGCAAGUCCAAGGAGGAGGCCAGCUGCAAGGUGACAGAGACUGAGAGCCACUACAGACAGUGUGUGAAUGACGCCAGAAUCCAACAGGAUGAACUGGCGAAGGUCAAAGAGAGAAUAAUCACUCACGUGCGCAAACUCAUCUGUCAAGGAGACAACGUGCUCAAGGAGGCGACGGUCAACAUGUUCUACUACCAGCGGAAGCAGACGGAGCCCGUCCCGCUGGGCUUCCACAACCUGGAGCUCACCUGCCGGCCCCUGGAGCCCGGGGAGCCCUACCUCCUGCACAUCCUUAGCCGGCGGCGGCGCGACCAGCCUCCGCUCAGCUUCACCUUCCAGGAGUACGUGCCCCAGGGCAAGGGGCUGGAGAAGACCAAACGGAAAACAAGUAACCCACUCAGUGCUCUGCAGGACCUGUACCUACCGGACGACGUCCCCAUGAGACGCCCCAGUGACGGAAGGAGAGUUGUCUCCAGCGAUGGCGAGAGCAUGGAGGGAAGCAUGGAGUCUCUGUCCAGCCCUGCUUCGUUUUCAAGGCGGUUGCCCAAAGUCUCGUCCUGCGGGGCGAUGUCAUCAGAAGACCCUGACGACAGGGACAUGGCGACGGAAUCUGACCUUCUGGAAUCCCCUUCAGAAUCUCUGGCCAAAGUACGCAUCCCUUCCAGGGCGGCACUGACUCACAAACUGAGGAAGAUGAAGAGCAAGAUGGUGAAGUGCAAGCAGUGCGAUAAUUACAUCGUGGUGAACGGCGUCGAGUGUGAGGAGUGUGGGUUGGCGCUCCACCGGAAGUGUCUGGAGGUGUGUUCCCUGGUGUGCGAGAACGGGAAGGGGGUGGUGUUCGGGGUUGGCCUCGCCCAGCUGUGCCGGGACCGGCCCAACUCCGUGCCGUUCGUGGUGCAGCGCUGCACGGCGGAGAUCGAGAUCAACAGUCUGGCGGUCGUGGGGAUUUAUCGAGUGUGUGGGUCGAAGCCGCGCAUCCAGAGGCUGUGUCAGGCCUUCGAGGCCCAGGGUGAACAGGUGGAACUGUCGGACAUCUCGCCGCACGACAUCACCUGCCUCCUCAAGCACUUCUUCAAAGCGCUCCCAGAGCCGCUGUUGACCUUUGACCUCUACAGUGACUUCAUCAACGUGGGAAAGGCCAUUCAACGGGCGUACAAGGAGGCCUCUGUAGACGCGACGGGAGUCCCGGAAGACAUCGUGAUCAACCUGUGCACGAUUCUAGAGAAACUCCCUCCGCAUUCCUACAGCACGCUGCAGCACAUGAUGUGCCACCUAAACAGAGUUUCGAUAAACGUCGAGCAAAACAUGAUGUCAGCGGGGAACCUGGGCAUCGUGUUCGGGCCGACUCUCUUGCGCCCCCUGGUGACCUUUGACAUGUCCAUGGUGGCGCUGGUGGAGUCCACCUAUCAGGGCCUACUGGUGGAGGUGCUGAUCGCUCAAUACGACCGGGUGUUCGGGCCCCAGCCCAGGGCCAGUACGCCGCCCCCGCCGGUCCCCACCACGCCCCUGCCGGAGACACCCACCCGACAUCCCUGCCCCCUGGUGGACCCUGAGACCCCCAGCACUGUCCCGGACCAAGGGGGUCCCUGCAGAGACCGGCCCCAGUCCUUAGAGAGUCGAACAAUCAAGAGAGAGUCAAGUGAGGGUUAUAUAUCUGACAAGUCCUCGUCCAAUGAAGCCGUGGACCAGCUCAGCCCUGAGGCCAAUGAGGGAGCAGGCGUGGCUGUGAGCGGAGCCACGAGGGCCCGAAACCCUGAGGGCGCGGGGGCCACAGGGGCCCCGCACUCUGAAGGCGCGGGGGCCCCGGACUCAGAGGCCACAGGGGCCCCGCACUCUGAAGGCGCGGGGGCCCUGGACUCCGAUGAUGCGGCGGCCCUGGAGUCUGAGGCAGCAGGGGGAGCAGACACCGAGGCUCUAUACAGCUUCACCAGACAGCCGGUCAAGUACCAGCGCCACCCCAUCCCCGGAACCCGACGGCCCAAGCCUUGGAGCGGACCCCCGAGCGCCGGGGGCCCCGACACCGAGGCUCAGAGCGGGGGGGGGUCUCUGGAACCAAGAAACCCGGAAGAAGGGACCCCCGGCACCCAGGACUUUGGGGUUGACCCCGGCCAGGGGGCGGACCCGGCGAGUCCCCGUUCGGUCGUACAGCACAUGCUGGCCUUGGACCCCGUGUGGACCGCAGGCGCAGAGCCGGCGGCGUCCGUUUCCACCGCCACCACCACCCCGCCCUCCAGACGAGACAGGGGGUCUGGCGACAGAGCCGAUCCCACCGCGGCGAACGUCCCCUGCGGCGUGGAGGGGGCUUGGCGCGCGGCAGGGAAGGCUGCUGUCUGUCAGUCACCCAAGAGGCUUUCUGGAGAGCUGCCCCUGUCUGUACCCGCCCAGAAGAUCCUGUCUGGGCUGAAGCUCAGACGCAGCAACUCUGGGACGGAUGAGCAGCUUUUUGUGUGAGGAUCUGCUCCUGGGUAAACUUAAUUUGCGGAGUCUCCAAACUAUAGCUGCUGCUGCUGCUGCUGCUGCUGCUGCUGCUGCUGCUGCUGGAUGAAGUCACGUUCACUGUAUAGGCCUAUAUGUCUGGGUUUGAGAUGAAAUACGUGUUGUUUCGUGGCUUUUCUCUGAUCCUUAAAGGGCCUUUAAGGAUCAUUUACACAUUAUAACAUAAUCAGGUAUUCAUCCAAUAAUGCAAUCGACGUCACGCACAUUUGAAGGAUUGUGUCAAUGUCUUUCGGUCUCCUUAUGCUCAUCUGUCCUACAUGAAAGUUUGAAUAGACACAGCUGCUUUUGCACGAGCCAAUACAAUCACGUUCUCCUUUAUUUUUUCAUUUGUGUUAUGCGCUAAUUACUCUCUUGUUUAAAUGCAUCAUGUAAAGGAAGUAAAGUAUGAUCUAAAUGCAAUGUCUUAAUUGUGACAUUGUCUUCACAUAGCCCUUACUUUACUACAUUCCUUUAAAAUCGUCUGAGUGUAAACAGAGUGGGAUCAACCGUUGGAAUAUCUACAUUUUAUACUAUGCACCUGUAUUCAUCUGUCCAGUUGACAAUUGACAAUGACCAUACCAGAUGUAGCAAGACAUUUUCAAACCUUUGAGAACAAAAGACAAAAUGAGUUGCUUGAAACUAGGCUACAAUGAUCGCAAGAUAACCUUUGGGAAACAAUUUUAAUAAAUAUUUUGUUAUGAUCGUUGGCAUAGCUUAGUAAAAUGAGUAUUUGUCUUUAUUUGCCUUUAUGGUGUUUUUCUUUUUUUGUCCUUGGCAGACGCAAGAUCUUUAUUCAGCCACAGGGGGUCAGUGUUCUCAAGUCAAAAGAAAGAAGGCAGCAUGGUCUCAUUUUAGUACAGAAAUCCGAACCACUUGCAGUAAACAACCUUUUGUUA